Molecule: messenger RNA, 2108 nt
Organism: Toxorhynchites rutilus septentrionalis
Lineage: Eukaryota; Metazoa; Arthropoda; Insecta; Diptera; Culicidae
Product: pancreatic lipase-related protein 2
Exons: 4
Coding region: 340-1962 (540 amino acids)
Biological process (GO): lipid metabolic process
Molecular function (GO): protein binding; triacylglycerol lipase activity
Source: RefSeq, a predicted model, not a curated record
CAGAACUUCACCGAUCAGUCAAUCAUCAACGCCUGCUGUGAAGACUACACGCUCAGAAAAAAGUUAGUCAUUUGCUUGGAAGAAAGCAAAGCAUCUUGGCUUAGGUCCAACAAGGAAGUGCACAUUCAUUUCCUCUUUGACUAGUGCUUAUCAGUUGGUCGCAACAUAGAAUUCGUGAGCCGGCUGAGGGGACAGAAGUUCUGGGAAAGUUUUGUGUGAGCAAAUAGUGAAUCUUGUUAUCGUUACGAACGGGAAAAAGUGCGAAAGUGCAGCUUGAAUCGGAAAAUUGAGUGAUAAUUAUUCUCUUUGCGAGUGUGUCCGAGAGUUAAUGCCCUCAGGAUGUAUUUAUCAAACGGAACGGGACUGCUCUUCCCCACGUUAAUGUAUUUAGCGAACUAUAAAGAUACCGACAGAUUGGUGACGUUAAACCCGGCGAUCAACGAGGAAUAUCGGGCAGAUCCCAACAACGUGGUCUGCUAUGGCGUUUACGGGUGCUUCCCAAUCACCCCACCGUGGACGGACGAGCGCCGUCCGAUUGCUCUCUAUCCGGAAACCCCCACGAAGAUCAAUGUCCAGUUUCCGGUGUUCAACAAGAACAACCGGAUGAUACCGAAAUUCAUCAAUCUGGACGACCCGGAUUACACGCACAAGGUUGGGAUCAACCCGGCGGGGAAGAUCUAUUUCAUCGCCCAUGGCUUCCUGGAGUCCGGGAAGGCCAAAUGGAUCGAGGUUCUGAUCAACCGGAUUCUGGACCAAGAUCUGGAUGGGACGGCAACGUGUAUCGUGGUCGAUUGGGGUGGCGGUUCGAGCCCUCCGUACAACCAAGCCAGUGCCAACAUUCGACUGGUUGGUGCGAUUGCGGCCAAUGUGAUUCAUCUGAUCUAUGAAGAGCUUGGGCUGAAAAACCUUAACAACGUACACGUGAUAGGUCACUCGCUUGGGGCACACUUGUCCGGCUACGCCGGAUUCUAUCUGCAGAAAGAUUUCAAUUUGAAGUUGGGUCGAAUUACCGGGUUGGACCCGGCGGAGCUCGCAUUCACUGAAACCAAUCCAAUUGUGCGGUUGGACACAACCGAUGCCAAGUUUGUGGAUAUAAUCCACAGCGAUGCGACUCCGAUGAUGCCCAAGAUCGGCUUGGGACUGUACGAACCAAUCGGUCAUGUGGAUUUCUACCCGAACGGUGGAUUCAACCAACCGGGUUGCGAUCAGAGACUGUGGAAGCGUAAGGACGGUACGUUCCUUUCCAGUAUGUACCAGUUCUUUAGCUGCAGUCAUGUUCGGGCGGUGGACUUCUUCAUCGAGAGUGUCCAGAGUAAGUGCCCUUUCACGGCGAUCGCGUGUGAGAGUUACGAAAAAUUCCUAGCUGGAGAUUGCUUCAAUUGUGAUCGGGACGGUCAUCUGUGUUUCAACUUCGGGUUCAAGAGCUACGACAGCUUCAGGAGGUUGAGUCAGGCGAACCAGAUUGUUGGUAGUCCGGAGAUAAAGUCGUUCCUUAUAACCGGACCAGCGGAGCCUUUCUGCCGGACUCACUACAAGGUGACGAUCAAGGUUUCCGAGACGGAGGAGAGUGUUCUGCAUGGUGGAGAAAUUGGACGGUUUCACCUCAGUAUUUACGACAACAAAGGCGGCCAUUCGGAGAAGAUGGCCUUCACCCAGGAAUCACUGCUCUUCGAACCCGGUCGUAACUACACCCGCCUACUCGCUGGCAGCAGCGUGGAGAAACCGCGCAAACUAACCGUCAGCUGGGAGUACAACACGAGCUUCCUGAAUCCGCUGACGUGGCGGAUACUUAGCUCACCGCGGGUUUACAUCGAAUACAUCACGGUGCAGUCGCUUGAAUACCGCACCAAGAUACGUCUCUGUCCAACGUACAACGUGCCGGUUACGAGCAACGUGGACAGCAUGUUCACGCAGGAGAACUGCCGCUACUACCCGAGACCGCUGGAAACCAUUCUGAACUGAUGAGUAGCCUCCCACACACGGGCUGCAUUCCGCAGCCCGCAACAAUCUCGCCCUAUCAAUGCAAAUCACCAGUACUAGAGAGUAUAUAUAUGUAAGACGUAUUAUUUUUAAUCUUGUAGAAAAUAAAACAAUGUUAUAUUUUAUGA